This is a messenger RNA of Aureococcus anophagefferens, 3166 nucleotides long. RefSeq lists its product as hypothetical. The transcript is spliced from 4 exons. NCBI's taxonomy places the organism in Eukaryota, Pelagophyceae, Pelagomonadales, Pelagomonadaceae. The record is from RefSeq and is a predicted model, not a curated record. The coding region runs from base 35 to 3166 and encodes 1043 amino acids.
AGCUCCCCGUACGCUCCGCGGCGCGCGCUGGUGCAUGCCCGAUUCCCUCCUCGCGACGCUGUCCGAGGCCCGCGCCCUGCGCCAACUCCACAAAACUAUAAAAACACACCCGACCCCGACCGCCGCAACCAUCGCGUGGCGCGUGCUCUGGCGGAGCGCCGUCGUCCUCGGCGUCCUCGGGUCCUUCGCCGCCUGCCAGCGGCGCCGGGGGUCGCGCGGCAACCGGUUCUACCGGAACGGCGAGCCGCGGCCCGGCAGCUCCGAGGCGGGCCUCCGCCGCGGCGGCUCGCCGCAGCCGCACCGCGUCGCCGCGCCCAUGGCCGACCACGAGGCCCGGCGCGACUACGCGGGGCGGCGCAGCGACGACGGCCGCUUCGCCGCGACGGCGAGCGUCGCGGGCGGCAGCGAGUCCGUCGUGAUCCGGCGCGACGACGGGUCGCGCCUCAGCUUCGGCGACUGGGCGCGGCUCCUGGCGGCGGACCCGGACUUCGCUCGCUUCUUCAACUCGCUCCUCGCCGCGUCGCCCUACGACGCGUUCUACUGGGAGUGCCCGCCGACGUCCGCGACGACGCUCGACGCCGUCCCCUACGAGCACAAGACCGUGCGGAGCCGGGGCUUCGCGCCCGCGUCGCCCUCGGACUUUUCGGAGCACCUCCGCGAGCCGUGCGCCGCGGGCGCCGGCGUCGCCGCGUUCCCGAACCUCGGCCGCGACGCCAUGCUCGUCGCGCCCUGCGACGCCGGCGCCGCGCCGCCGGAGGACGGCGCGCCCCCCCACCGCAAGCACCCGACGCUCCGCGAGAAGCGCGAGGCCCGAAAGGACCGGGACGAGGCCGCGGCGGCGCGCGACGCGGCGCCGCUCGAGGCCUACGGCCACGUCGCCAACUUCGCGCGCCUCGCGCCCGACGGCCAGCGCGUCGCCUUCUGGGCCAAGGUCGGCGCCGUCUACGAGGCCCUCGUCAAGCAGGGCCGGCCCGUCUGGCUCAGCACCGAGGGGUCCGGCGUGCCCUGGCUCCACGUCCGCAUGGACUCCCGGCCCAAGUACUACCACACGCGCGAGUUCAAGGACUGGAAGCCAGAGCACCGAGCUUCACCAAUCAUCAACAUGUCCAAGUCGCCUCCGCAACACGGCGUCGCGAUCCUCUACGCCAUCGCCAUCGCCGCGAUCGCCCUCGACGCCUUGACCUUCUUCGUCACCUUCCCCGUCGGCGCCGCCCUGCGAGUCGUCGUCCACUCCCUCGUCGCCCUCCUGCGACACGUCGCGCUGCCCCUCGCGGUCGUCGGCUCGGCCGCCUGGCGCUUCCGCGACCCCAUCCUCGCGCGCGGUGUCGCCUGGCUCGAGGCGAACAAGGGCGUCCGCGUCGCGGCGCCGACCGUCGACGCCAACGUGGACGCGCGACGGCGGACCGGGAGCGUCCGCGUCGCGGGCGUCGCGGUCGCGCUGCCGGAGUCGGAGACGCCCGUCGUCGCGCUCGACGAAUUCCGGCUCUCGUACGCCGAGGCGUCCGGCGCAAAAGCGGUGCUCGAGGGGCUGACGAUCACGUUCGUCGCGUACGAUGCGCGGUUCAAGGACACGAACGUGUCGCGGCUCCUCGGCAAGCUCGGCGGCGGCGCCGGCGCGCCGCCGAAGAAGAAGCGGGCGACGAAGACAUCGUCGUCGCCGAAGUUCUCGGCGCGCGUCGUCGGCGGCGUCGUGCACGUCCUCGCCGCGGGCCCGCUCGGCGUCCGGCCGCUGAUCCCGCCGAUCGCGCUCGACGACGAGACCGUCGACAGCGACGUCCUCGCCUCGAAGUUCAAGUUCGCCGCGUGGCUCAACGCGCUCGUGCUCCGGACGCUCUCGGGCUCGAGCCUCGACGCCGUCGCCGGCGCCUUCUCGGCCGUCGGCGGCGGCGUCGUCAAGGGCGUCGACGUCGUCUUCUCGGGCGUCGACGCCGUCGCGGACCGCGUGCCCGGCGGCUUCGCCGUGAAGCGGGGCACGGGCGCCGCGUCCGCCCUCGUCGGCGGCACCGUCGGCGGCGCGACGAAGGUCGUCGGCGGCGUCGGCGGCGGCCUCAAGUCCAUCUUCCGCGGCCUCACCUCGGGCUCGGCCAAGGGCGCGGCGGCGGGGCUCAAGGACGCGGGCAAGUCCGUCGCGGGCGGCGUCGCCGACGGCGGCAGGGCCGCCGGCGCCGGCGCGAGCGGCGCGCGCGACUCGCUCGUCGGCUCCUCCUCGCGGCGAAUCAGACCCCUCGGCGGCGCCCCGGCGCGCCCCCCCCGGCACGACCCGCCGAUGGCCGCCGCCGCGGCGACGGAGAAUCGGGCGCAGCGCUUCGACCAGCUCGACUUCAUCAAGUCGCUCAUCGAGGACGGCGAGGCGAACCGCUUCGACACGAUCCGCGCCGCCGUCGAGGACGUCGUCGGCGGCUACUACCGCGGCGUCAUCCCCAUGGCCGGCGUCUUCGCGGAGGGCCGCGCGCUGCCCGUCAAGUCGUCGCGGACGCCCGUGAAGACGCUCUCGCAAAAGCUCCUCCCGGGCUGGUACGUGCUCUACGGCGCGCACCCGGACGGCUCCCGGAGCCUCGACAGCGACGACGAGGCCGACGUGGGGGGACUCGCCGCGUGCAAGUGGCGCACGGCGUCCGGCAACCAGUGCGGCGACCGCUACUUCUUCGGCGUCACGAAAAAGCGCGACGACGCGCGGAAAUCUUCAACCCGACUUCAAUGUGCAGUGCGCCGGACGCUUCGACCGUACUACGACGCGGACGAGACGCACCUCUUCAGCGGCCGCUACCGCGUCCGCGGCACGAUCUUCAGCCGCAUCGAGGACGACGCGCAGCAGGCCUGGGUCGCCGGCCGGCCCAUGGUGUCGAUCUGCGUCGUGAGCCGCCGCGAGAUCCGCAUGGCCGCGACGAAGGAGGCGAAGAAGCGCGGCGUCCCGGACGCGUCCGAGGACCCCCUCGGCUACCUCGCGGCGUCCGCGCGCGACGAGGCCGCGCGCGCCGCGGCGCCGGCGCCCGCCGCGCCGCCGCCCUCGGCCGCCGCCGCCGCCUACGCGCCCGAGGCCUACGCGCCGCCGCCGCCGCCGGGCGGCGGCGGCGGCGGCGGCGCGCCCGGCUUCGCCGACGGCCCGCCCCCGGCCCCCGGCGGCGGCGCGCCCUUCUUCAGCGAGGGCCAGGGCGGCGACCUCUGA